ACGUGUGGUGCGGCCGCGGCGCCACCGGCGACGAGCGCGAGGUGGCCAAACGGCUGGCGGCCGAGCUGCACCCGGAGCCGGACACGGUGUCCGAGGGCCAGGAGCCGACCGCCUUCUGGGCGGCGCUGGGCGGCCGCGCUCCAUACGCCGGCGAGCGGCCGGCGGCGUCCGAACCGGCCGCACACCCGCCGCGCCUCUUCCACUGCUCGGACGCCAGCGGCCGCUUCCGUGUCACCGAGGUGGUCGACUUUGAGCAGGCCGACUUGUGCUCGCAGGACGUGAUGCUGCUGGACGCCUGGCGCGUGGUGUUCGUCUGGGUGGGCGCCCAGUCGCGCCGUGAGGAGCGCGAGCUGGCCGAGCGCACGGCGCUCGAGUACCUGGCCACGGACCCGGCGGGGCGCGGCGCCGACACGCCCGUGGUGCGGGUGCGCCAGGCCGGCGAGCCGCCCACCUUCACCGGCUUCUUCGGCGCCUGGGACGACGCGCUGUGGGAGAGCGAGCCCGACUGGGAGGCGGUGCGGCGCAGCGUGGCGACCGACAACCGAGGCGUGCGCCAGGUGUUGGCCGCCAGCAGCGCCCAGCCGCUGCCCACCUACCCGCUGGCGGCACUGAACGUGCGUGAGCCGGAUCGUCUGCCGGCAGACGUCGACCCGGCCGUCAAGGAGCGCCACCUGGCGCCCGAAGAGUUCCAGCAGGUGUUCGGCAUGACGCCCGAGGCGUUCGGCGCGCUGCCCGCCUGGAAGCGUCAGCAGCUGAAGAAGCAGGUCGGCCUGUUCUGAGCGUGGCCGCGCUGCCAGCCUGUUCUAAGCGUGGCCGGGCCGCCGGCCUGUUCUGCCCCGUGCGGGCCGCUCGGCUGAGGGCCCGUCCGCACCGGUGGGCAGACGCCCAGGGUCGGCUGAGUUGAAGGGAUCUACAUGGCCCGUGCCGGCUCCCUCGGAGUGCCACGCUCGCCUCUUUCGAAGUGCUGGGGCCUCGUUUGGGGCCUAAGUCUGGGCCUUUUUAAGUGCUGAGGCCCCGUCGACUGAGCGGCGGGCGGACAUGUGCACCCUGCAUAUUCAGAGCGCUGACGAGGCUGAGUUUUGGGUCAGAUGAACUGACUAAGGGGGUCUAAGUGCCGAAGUGCUUAAAUGAGCGCAUGAGGACAUCGCAUGCGUUAUCCGUUGCUGCUUGGGACAGCCUGCAGGGGUUGCCGUUUGUUGCCAUACAUAUUUUAGGUUAAGGGAGGACUCUCAAACGUCCAGAAGAGGUUAUUGAAGCUAGUGGACAAUAAGAAGUGCAUCGAUUAACCAUGAACGUUAUGUUUAAUACCCUGUUGUGAUAACUCCCUGUGUAAAGCCUAUCUGAACAAAUUUUCUGGAUGUCCAAAUUUGGAGCUUUUGCUAGCUGUAAACAGGGCGCUUGCAUGUGCUUACUUGGGUACUAGAUACGGCACCCAAUGAUAGCUGAAAGUAAAGAUGCCACCGAUGUGACGACAGAUAACGAUGCGUCAAAUUUAGGUAACGUUUGAGGCGAGAGCAAGAAAAGUUCUCCCAAAGUAAUGACAACGCAUUUAGCUAUACCACAUAUAACUGAAUACCGAGCAGGCCUUUUUACAGAGGCAUUGUGAACUGUGUCAUGCUCUGUUAUCGUUUGAAAGUCGUGGGAACUAGGGUGUUGGCAUUUUUAUGCUCGGUUUGAUUGCUUGGUGAAUGUUAAGGAAAUUGGCGUUUUUCGUGCGUUUGUCGCCGUUGAUGAUAUGCUGUAAGUGCUGUACUGCAGUAUACGUACAGUGAUACUUG
Messenger RNA from Pollicipes pollicipes, 1778 nucleotides. Its product is annotated as villin-1. Bases 282 to 779 code for a protein of 165 amino acids. Gene Ontology annotation, cellular component: actin cytoskeleton; cytoplasm. The record is from RefSeq and is a predicted model, not a curated record. The transcript has a single exon. NCBI's taxonomy places the organism in Eukaryota, Metazoa, Arthropoda, Thecostraca, Pollicipedomorpha, Pollicipedidae. Gene Ontology annotation, molecular function: actin filament binding; phosphatidylinositol-4,5-bisphosphate binding. Gene Ontology annotation, biological process: actin polymerization or depolymerization; barbed-end actin filament capping; actin filament severing.